AUGUCAAGAUCUUUUCAAAUUGCUGAUUAUUUGCUAGGAAAGAUUGAUCUUAUUCCAAAUUAUUUGUUUGGGAUUGCAAUUGAAGCAAGAUCAUUAGAAUUUGUACAAAAUUUACUCAAGAAACAAAAUUUACCAGAAAAUAUUAGCAAUGGAAGAUCACUUUUAUUCUGGAUCAUUAUUCAUUAUGAUAAGGAUAUAUUUUCCUUAUUAGUCAAACAUGUCACAGAUUUUCAGGAACAAUUCACCUAUAAUGAAACUUUAAUGAAUCCUCUCAUUUUUGCCAUAUCUCUCAUGCGCGGAAAGGAAUGCAUUCAAAUUUUAAUUGAUAAAUGUUUAAUACAUGAUUAUUCUGAUGUAUUGAUCAAAACUGCAGAAAUGGCAAUAAGAAGUGAUGAAUGGUAUUAUAAUGAAAUCCUUGAGUUACUCCUUAAAUUCAAACCCAUCGAUCAUGAAAUUGAAAUGAAAAUAUUUCAAUUUGCCAAGGCAAAUAAUAAUCAAGAUCUGAUCAGAAUAAUGCUAAACUCUGAUCGUAAUAAUAUAGUUAAAAGUAUUCUUGAAGAAAAGAAUUACAAACUUGAAGAUGAAUAUGGUUAUAGAUACAUCAGUUCAAAUGAAAAGAUCCAUUCUGAAGUUUUUCUUAAGCUAAAAAGAAAUAGAUUUGAUAUUGAUGGAUUUGACGAAAAUGGAUUUGAUACUAUUGGAUUUGACAGAGCUGGUUUUGAUAAUGAAGGUUUUAAUAGAAAUGGAUUUGAUAAAGAUGGAUUUGGUAGAGAUGGAUUUAAUAAAAAAGGAUUCAAUAGAGAUGGAUAUGACAAAUUUGGUUACGAUAAAUAUGGAUAUGAUACUCUGGGAUACGAUAGAAAUGGAUAUAAUAUAGAUGGAUACGAUAGGGAUGGAUUUGGUAGAGAUGGAUAUGAUAUGUAUGGCUAUGAUAGUGAAGGAUUCGGUAGAGAUGGAUACAAUAGAGGUGAUAUUUAUAAAUAUGACUCAGAUUACUAUCAUAGUCGUAAUUCGAGACGUCGUCAUUAUUAUGGAAUGUAUGAUUACGAUAAUGAUAGAUUUUACGAUUUUUAUUAA
This is a messenger RNA of Trichomonas vaginalis G3, 1077 nucleotides long. RefSeq names its product spectrin binding. The coding region runs from base 1 to 1077 and encodes 358 amino acids. NCBI's taxonomy places the organism in Eukaryota, Parabasalia, Trichomonadida, Trichomonadidae. Gene Ontology annotation, molecular function: protein binding. The transcript has a single exon. The record is from RefSeq and is a predicted model, not a curated record.